Molecule: messenger RNA, 5760 nt
Organism: Megalops cyprinoides (Indo-Pacific tarpon)
Lineage: Eukaryota; Metazoa; Chordata; Actinopteri; Elopiformes; Megalopidae
Product: zinc finger homeobox protein 3-like
Exons: 5
Coding region: 84-5102 (1672 amino acids)
Biological process (GO): regulation of neuron differentiation; brain development; regulation of transcription by RNA polymerase II
Cellular component (GO): nucleus
Molecular function (GO): DNA-binding transcription factor activity, RNA polymerase II-specific; RNA polymerase II cis-regulatory region sequence-specific DNA binding
Source: RefSeq, a predicted model, not a curated record
GCGAGCAGGGAGAGAGAGAGAGACAAAACUUUUCAGUGGGUUAUUAAAGAGCGAGGGGGAAAGCGUGCGCUGGAGCGGCGACCAUGCAGGAGGAGUCAGAAGAGAGCGUGUGCCGAGAGGGGAGUGUGCUGUUGUGGCCGUGCCCGCUGUGUCAGCAAGAGCGGCCAGACAGAGAUGCACUCGCUCAGCACCUUACCGACAAGCACAGCGUACUGCCUGCCUGCCUGGACAGACUGCUGGACACUGCCACCCCAGUACAGGUUGUGAGUGGAAAUAAGGUGGAGGAAUCCAAUGCUCAAAACAGCUCAGAUUCUCCCCCCUCUCAGCAGAUGCCUUCUGAAACAAAUGGAGCUCCCUCUGCUCUGCCUGAGACCGACGGCAAUGGCGCGGGACCCAAGCACGGCCUGGCCAGCACCUGCACACAGCGCGGCUCACGGGUCGACUCCUGCCCCGAAGAGGAGAGUCAAGGGGAGGGAGAGAGGAGGCCAGGGGGAACCAGGGACCACCUGGGGCUGGGUCAGGAGUCCACCCAACUUCCAGAGUCAACAACCACCCCGGCCCAUAAGGGGGCACCUCAGCCGUCUCUUAGCAAGGACAAUGGGAACGGCGGCUUAGCAAACAGCACCAGCAAAACUCAGAGCGACCCAGCGCUGGAGAAGUUUCUCGACUCGAACCGUCCCUUCAAGUGCAAUGCGUGCCUGGAGUCCUUCUCUUCCAAAAGUGCCCUGGGUGUCCAUUACAGUUCGUCAUCCCACCUGCACCGGAUGAGGACGGGCUCGUCAAUGCAGGCCGACGAAAAGGACACUCCCUCCCCCGCCACCGCCACGCCCGCCCCAUACCUGUCCCGCCCUUUCCUCUCCAACAAGCCCUAUCAGUGCGCCGUAUGCCGCGUCUCCUACAACCAUGCGUUCACCCUGGAGAGCCACUUGAAAUCCGUGCUGCAUCAGACUCGAAGCAGAAAUGCUACUAACUCCGCUACCAGCACGGCUGGGAACUCUGGCAAGAAAGGGAUCAGCAAUCUCGGAAAUAAUUCCGUGGCUACGAGUCCGGCGGGCGCUGGAUUUGGGAACUCUGUCAUGAACUUGAGUGCAAGUAACACUACGCCGCCUGGAGGCGCCGCGGCCACCGGCGGCAGCGGUGGUCAAGGAAGCCUGACGGCGUCGUCAGGAGCAACCAAAGAUGGAGAACAAAGUCAGCCCGGCGCCCAGCCCGUGUCGUCGCCCUGUCCACCCUCCGGCCCGGCCCUCUCUUUGCUCUCCUCCCCCGUGGCCUCAGCCCAGGCGGUCUCCGCCUUCCUCACCCUCCUCACGUCCUCCGGCUCCCCCUCCGUCUCCCCCUCCGUACAGCCCUCUCUGUUCACCGCUAACGCUGGUGCUACCCCCCAGCUGGAGCUGAUAGCCCAGCAGCAGCUGCUCCUGCCCCUGUUCCUGAACGGACUGCAGGCCCAGAACCCGGGCGCCAGCCUGGAGUCCGCCGGGGCUGUCCUGACCCAGUCGGUUCCCCUGCUGGGGCUCAGCGCCACGCAGCAGGCACUCCUGGCCCAGAGGCUCAGCGCGAUGCAGAACCAGGGCCUGAGGCCUUCCGCCGGCCUCCCGGAAGCAACGCGCACUUUCACGGAGGAAAAGGAGAAAGGAGAGAGCGGCACCGGGGCGGAGAGCGUGAAAGCGGAGAGUCGGGAGGAGGAGGCGAGGGGGCACGGAAAUACGAAGGAGGAAGAAUUACUGAAGCUCAAAUCGGAAGCUGUGGAGAAGGAAAUAAGCAAGGCCGAGGGUAGCGAAGAGGAUGUGAAAGACCUUAAACGCACCUUAGAAAGUGAAAAUGAGGAGAGGGGUGACGACAAGGACAAAGAGGAAAUGAUAAAAGCCAGUACUGCUGAGGACAGUAACUGUGUAGAGCACACUGGACUCAAAGACAGUGUAAAAGAGGAAGGACUCUGUAAAGGGUCUGAAACUUUAGGGGAGGGGGUUGGUCAACCAAAUCGGAACAGCUCACCAGCAGUGCAUAACAAAACCGCAGCUUCUGGUGACGUUGGCUCUCCAAGCAGCAGUCCUCGGACCCAUUCAGAUUUCUGUCAUAGCCCCGAUUCUAAGCCGGUCACAAGCAGCGUUGAGUUAAAACCUGGUUCCACGAAGUCCUUGAACGCCAACCACGGUGUAAAUCCGAAUGACUCCAUACCCACGUGUUUGAGAGGCCCCGGUCCUGCGUCGGUCGGCCCUGUGCUCUCCGAGUUCCAGUCCCAGGUGCUGUGGGCGUUCCUGGAGUCACGCUCAGAGGCGGAUGCGGCCAGCCCCACGCGGGAGGACUGUGAGGCGCUGGGCCGGGAGGUGGGGCUGAGCGAGCAGCAGGUACGCAGGUGGCUGGAGGAGGCGCGGGAGUCCCGGCUGAAGGGCACAGCUCAUAAGGCCGCGCCAAGGGAGACUGCCGAGGAGGACGAAGAGGAGGAAGGCGUGCUCACCAUAGUGGAGACAGAGGGAGGGGAGAGUCCGACCAGCGGCGGCAGGCAGGCCGUGGAUCUUUCCCGCUCUGCGAGGCGGAAGGGCGGGAAAGGGCAGGGCAGAGAGAGCUCCGGCGAGCCCUGCCUGACCUCGGACUCGGAGAACGACGGCGACGGCUUCUACACCUCUGUUAUCGUGACGGACGAGGAGAGCCAGGGCUGCCCCGCGAGGGAGGGGCCGGGCAGCCCCGCAAGAGAGGAGGCGCCUGCGGAGAAGGAGAAAGGCCGGGGGGGGAAGGUGCUCCGCUCCUGCACCGUCUUCCUCUCGGACGCCGAGGACACGGAGGAGGACGAGGAGGGGGGCGGGGCCCAGAGGAAGAGGAAGCGCAACAGGGAGCUGGAAAGGGAGGAGACGGAGCCGAAGAGGGAGAGGCAGGACCCCGAUGUGGAUUUGGAGCUGGAGGCUCAGGCUGACCCCCCCGUGGCAGUCCCCUUCGACCAGCAAAGCAUCCCCGGCGUCGUUUCCGGCAGCAUCUUGCACCCCCUCCCUGUCUCCAUUUCCCUCGCGCCCUACGCCACUCAGUUCCUCAACCCCUACAUGCUCUCCAUCCCCCCUUCCGCCAUCGGGCUGGGCAUCGCAGAGGGAGACGGGGACCGAGACAGAGGGAGGGCGUCCGCCUUCCCGAACCCCCCCGCCAUCACCCGCUGCUCCGUGGCCUUCCCCGACCCCCUCGGCGGCCCGCCCCCAGCCUCGCACGUGUCCCCCGUCCCGUCCCUGUCCAACGGGCCCGUCUGCGAGUCUGCCCUGGAUCUCAGCAUGGGGAAGAAGAGCAGCUCCGCCCUGUCCUCCGGCACUUACGCAAGCAGCAAGACGCCAGCGCGGAAUGAUCCAAAGCACGAAGGGCUGAGGUCCCCAGCACUGGGGGUGCCCGGGGCGGGCGGGCUCAUCGUCGUCCGGGUGAAGCCCGACGCCGCCCUUGCUGUCCCAACCCCCAACAACAGCGUCGGCAGCAAUAACAACGCCCGGACGAGCACGGUUUACAUCCGGGCUGCGGAGCGCAUGAACGCCUCGCUGGUGGAGAAGGAGCGCGGGAAGCAACAGCAGGAGAAGGAGAAGGAGAGGGAGCAGAAGCCCGCCAAGGCGCGGCGCUUCCGGGACAUGCGGCGGUCCCGGACCAUCAUCCAGACGGAGCAGCUGGACGUGCUCUAUGGCUGCUACUUCAAGGACCCCAACCCGGGCAAGCACGAGUUCCAGCGCAUCUCCGAGUGGGUGCACCUCCCCAAAAAAGUGGUGCAGAUCUGGUUCCAGAACAUGCGCGCCCGCGAGCGCAAGGGCGAGGUACGCUUCAUCAGCGAUGGCACGCUGGCCGCCAUGGGCAAGCCGCUCAUCAAGUUCACCUGGCCCCUGACCCUGCCAAUCUUCUCCAGCAGCCCCAGCCCCAACUCCAGCCCCCUCAGCGGGAACGGGACGGCGGGGGAGCAGGCCGGGGCCGGCCCCAAACCGCCUGGGGCCGGCCCCAAACCGCCCGCAGCCCCCAAACCUAAGCCCCCCCAAGAGGCGGAGCCAGGAGCGGAGAAGGAGGGGAGCAGGUUGAAGGAGUGCGGCUCCGGCACCGGCGUCUCGCGGCCGGCCAAGCCCAAACCCAAGCCGGAGACACCGAGCCCGGCAGCGCCAACCCGAACCAGCGGCAAAGCCGUACCCACCGCCCCGGACGUCCCGAUCGUGAUCAUGAGGACACGCGUGCCAGAGCCGCACUCCUCCCAAAAGCGCAAGCGCGGGGGAGGGGACGGGGAGGAGAGGACGGACAACGACAACGAGCAGCGCUCUCGAGAGAAAGUGGGGCCCGGCGCCGCCAACCGCAUGGUGCCGAAGGUCUCCGCCACGCCCGCCAGCAAGCCCCUCGCCGCCAGCUCCCACAAGCGCAACGGUCUCAACGACUGGACGCCCAAGGGCUCCUUCAAGAUCAACACCCUGUCCCGGGAGCAGCUGGGCCUCUCUGCGCCCCGCCCCUCCGGCACCCCCGCCCCCUCCAACGCCAGCGUCGCCAAAUCCGGCCCCCAGGAAGGGGCCUACCAUCAGCACUCGUCGAGCCCGCGGCGGCCGCGGACGCACCUGACCUCCCUGCAGGUGUCCAUCAUGCAGUCCUGCUACGAGACGUGCCCCCACCCCAACGCGCUGGAGUGCGAGACCAUGGGCACCGAGCUGGGGCUGCCCCUCAAGGUGGUGCAGAUCUGGUUCCAGAACACGCGUGCCAAGGAGAAGCGCUGGCGGCUGCAGCAGCAGAAGCAGUCUCCCGGUACAGACUCCUCCAAGAAGGUAGACACCAGCUCAGGCAGCUUCCUGCUGUACAGCGCGCUCAGAGCCAACCGGCCCAUCCUGCCCAAACCGGUUCAGCUGACGGUGCUGGAGCCCUCCACCCCACCGGCCGCGGGCCAGCCGGCGAGCCGGGAGACCCUGCGGGGCCGCUGCGAUGCGUGCGGCGUCGGGUUCGAGUCCAGAGCCGCGGGGAGGACCCACGUCUUUUCCCCUCAGCACCUGGCCAAGCUGAAGUCCACUAACUUUGGCCACCCACCCUCGCUCGUCAACAGUGGUUCCGGCACCGGGUCCAGUUCGGGCUCCGGAGCAGCCGCUCAGUCUUCCCCCAGUCCAGCCAGCAGCACCAGCUAAAGGCGCGGGCCUGGAGGCACAGACGCUGGGCCCGCCGGGCUCCUCGUUCAACGAACACAAAGGAUUCUGGGUUCUGAUCUCUUACGCAGCCAUUGUUGAGAGUUUCCGGGUGAGGCCAAAAAAACCCUCUCUACCUUCCUUUUUUUUUCAUCGGACAUCAGGUGGACUGUAUCUGGAGAACUCCUUGGUUUCGGUACCAGAUGGGGCCCAUUUUAAUGGAUUAGUGACGGACUGCUUUACUAACAGUAAUAAAAAGCAUAAAAUAAGGGCUGGGACCUUCCCUUGGUUCUAGCCAUGUUGUGGUUGUCCUUUCCUUUUCUGUCUCCAACCAGCAGAUGAUCAGCUCUGGCCCCGAAGUGAGCUUCCUCGUCCCCUUACCUUCCCUAAUGGUCUCCUCGUCACCUUGCUUAAUAAUGACACAGUGGGCUUAAAAAAUGGCCUCCCUGCUACAGGGAAACCGAUCGUUACGGAUUCUGCCGCCCCAGCUUAAAUUUUGUGUUGUUUUGAGUCCAAAGCUGGCGGUCUGCUCCUAGACCCACUCUUCAUCCCUCCUCCCAUCAUGUUUACUAAAGAUGGCUCUGGACAAUCUGGAUAAAAUGCCAACUGGAUCCCUGUGGGAUUUCUGACGGUUAAUAUACUGAAGUCCCAAAAAAAAAAA